CGUUACUGUGCAAUUACUGUGCAAUCGCGACGACGAGAUGGCCACCUGGGACGGCUCGUAUCCGGAGGACCUGAGUUACCUGAUGUACAACACCGACCGGAACGCGGCGGACGCUGCCCCGGGGAACUGGCCGACGACGUACUUCGCCGGGAACUCCGCGUAUCUGCACGACAUAUCCGCGGGGGCGGCGGCGGGCUACUAUCCUCCGGGGGCCGAGAACGGGAGUCGGGGACACGUCUACGAGCGGAGCAGAAGACCGACGGCGGCCUUCUACCAGGUCCCAGGCGCCCAGCACCCGUCGAACAUGCAGGUGCCUUUGGAGAACAACGCCUAUCAGGAACGUGCACUGCCAGACGCCUCGUCCGCGGAUAACGCCCGGGCGUCGAACGGCGUCGCCUCGACGGCGUCGCACCACGCGCUGCCCUUCUCCCGCGGCGGCUAUAGGCCGAGAUCCACCAGGGGUAACCGGACGGCCGGCAAGCACGCGUCGGCGCCGCCGCCGCCGCCGCCGUCGUCGUCGUCGGCAGACGACAUCAUCCAGUCCACUGUCGUGGAGAACUCCAAUCUGCAUCCCAUGGCCAACGAAUUUGUGCCCAACAGCCAGGCCAAGUUCAGAAGGGACGCCAGAUUCAGGAGAUACGAUAACGGCAACGCGACGGGGAGUGGGUUCAACGCUUGCGCUCAGGAAUUCAAGCCAAAGUCAGCCGUGUCGUCCGCGGAUCACGUGUACAAGGGCGAGAGACGUUACGACAACAGAAGGGACGCGAAUUACAGACAGAAGAGGCCGCAGGACACGCAGGCUCCGCCGAGAUCCGGCUACAGGGAUGCUCACAGGACGUACAACGCGAGGAAUUACAAUAAAUUUCAGAACGGCAGAUAUUACAAUAGGAAGUAUCAGUCGGACGUGUCUUUCGCAGAACAGAAUGCCGCUGAAGAAGCCCACGCAUCUGCCGCUAAUUCAGUCGCUACGUUUAGUAAUCAGGAAAAUAGGGGUAUUGUUGAAGAGAUUCAAGAGGACGACUCGUCUGCAAAAAUCAGCAGAGAAAGAACAUUGGCACGCGAGGAUAACGAUUCGGAAAAUAUGUCUUCAAAGAUCCUUGAAGCAAAACGAAACGAUAGAGUUAAGCGAUUCGCUAACGCGUCCAAUUAUCACAGAUACAAUUCGGACGAGAUGCAGUCUGAACCCGGUACCAGGCGUAAAACAACAGCGGCAGCGGCGAAGUAUACGCAAAGAAAGAACAACGAAACAAGUUAUAAGGAGAAGAAAGUGGAAAAUUGGAGAGAUAGGACGGAAAGUAAUGAGUCGACACCCGCACUGCCGGGGAAAAAUCCGAGGAAAAAAUAUGAAAUUGAUGACGACGCGAGUCAGAGGGAACGAUUAACCGAGCAAUUGAACAAGGGAGGGUUGGAGUGCCUGGUCUGUUACGAGCAUAUCAAGCAGAGCGAUUACGUUUGGUCCUGCAGCAAUUGUUAUCACGUGUUGCAUCUGAGGUGCAUAAAAAAAUGGGCGAAGUCGUCUCAGGGCGAGAACAACAGUUGGAAGUGCCCGGCUUGUCGGGACGUUAGUUUCCUCGUGCCCGAGGAUUACUUCUGCUUCUGCGGCAAGAUGAAGAUGCCCGAGUGGAAUCGCAGGGACGUGGCACAUUCGUGCGGCGAGAUCUGCGGUCGGCAUCUGUCCAAGAAAAAUUGCACGCACAAGUGCACCUUGCUCUGCCAUCCCGGCUCUUGCCCGCAGUGCGUGGCGAUGGUAACCAAGUAUUGCGGUUGCGGACGAACGUCGAAGAUGCUACUGUGUAGCGCUCAGCAGUUGUUGAUGUGCGAUUCGAUAUGCGAGAAGAAUCUGUCGUGCGGCAAGCACACCUGCCAGAGGAAGUGCCAUCAGGGGGAGUGCGGGCCUUGCGACAAAGUCGUGCAACAAACAUGUUUCUGUAGUAAGAAAACUCAAGAGGUACCCUGCCGAGCCAACGUUGCAGAUACGUAUUGCUGUGAUAAUAUUUGUAACAAACCGUUAGACUGCGAGAAACAUUAUUGCCAGAAGAUUUGUCAUCCAGAGUCUUGCGAGUUCUGUUCCUUGAUGCCCGAAAAAGUUACAAUGUGUUGCUGCGGUCAGACGCCGUUAACGGAGAAAAGAGAGAGUUGUAUGGAUCCUGUGCCGACCUGCGAUAAAAUCUGCUCGAAGCGCUUGAAAUGCGGCCAGCCUAGUAAUCCGCACAUCUGCAAGGCACCGUGUCACACGGGGGAAUGUCCGGAAUGCGAUUUGAACACCGACGUCAAGUGCCGAUGUGGUAACAUGGACCGCGAGAUCGCUUGCAGGGACUUGACGAGCAAGGCCGACGACGCGCGCUGCGAGAAACGCUGCAAGAAGAAGAGAUCCUGCGGUAAACACAACUGCAAUCAGCUGUGCUGCAUCGACAUCGAGCACAUCUGUCCGUUGCCGUGUUCAAAAAACUUGAGUUGCGGUCGGCACAAGUGCCAGGAGAGAUGUCAUAUAGGAAGAUGUUCGCCUUGCUGGGAGAGCAGCUUCGACGAACUGUAUUGCGAGUGUGGCGCAGAAGUGAUUUAUCCGCCAGUCCCGUGCGGCACGAGGAGACCCACCUGCAACCGGCCGUGUUCGCGCGAGCAUGCCUGCGACCACGAGGUACUGCACAACUGUCACAGCGAGCCCACGUGUCCACCUUGUAGCGUCCUGACCCAGAGAUGGUGCCACGGCAGACACGAGCUCAGGAAGGCGGUGCCGUGCCACGUGAAAGAGAUAUCGUGCGGUCUUCCGUGCAGCAAGCCGUUGACGUGUGGACGGCAUAGAUGUAUCACAAUGUGUCACGCUGGACCCUGCGAAAAACCCGGCCAGCAGUGCACACAGCCUUGUGCCGCAUUAAGAGAACUGUGCGGGCAUAUCUGCGCCACUCCAUGCCACGAAGGCAAAUGUCCAGAUACGCCUUGCAAAGAGAUGGUUAAGGUUACCUGCCAGUGCGGACACAGGACUAUGAGUCGUGUCUGUGCAGAUAAUGCGCGGGAAUAUCAGCGGAUAGCAAGCAAUAUAUUGGCUAGUAAGAUGGCCGAUAUGCAACUCGGUCACUCCGUCGAUUUAGACGAAGUGUUCGGGCAAGGUGCGAAGAAACAAAAUCAACUGAAGACUUUGGAGUGCAACGACGAGUGCAAGAUUAUAGAAAGAAACAGGAGGCUUGCAUUGGGACUGCAGAUCGUUAAUCCGGACUUAAGCGGCAAAUUGAUGCCCAGAUAUAGCGAUUACAUGAAACAGUGGGCCAAGAAAGAUCCGCACUUCUGUCAAAUAGUCCACGACAAGUUGACGGAAUUGGUGCAGCUAGCGAAAACGUCCAAACAGAAAUCCCGGAGUUAUUCGUUCGAUGUUAUGAACAGGGAAAAGCGUCAUUUCGUGCACGAGUCGUGCCAGCACUUUGGCUGCGAGAGUCAAGCAUACGAUGAAGAGCCAAAGAGAAACGUCGUUGCCACUGCCGUGAAAGAUAAGUGUUGGCUACCAAGUUACAGUUUAUUAGAAAUGAUACAGAGAGAGAAGGGACAGAGAAAGGUUCCAGGUCCGGUACUCAAUACUUCGAAGGGAAAUAACUCUACAAAGACUGUUCUUUCGUUACCUGUAAAGCAGAAUCAGCAAUUGCUGCCAUCAUCGUCAGCUACUAAAAUUGCUGACAAAGAAAUCGAUUAUUUUGACUACCAAGGCUAAAUCAGCAUAUAAAAAAAUAAUUAUGCAGCAUGGAUUAUCCGAUGUAUAUAUAUAUGUCAUAAAGGGGAUUUAAAAAAUGGGUACAACUGUAAUUAUACAAUUAAUUUCAUGAUGUGUGAAAUUUUCAUGUGCUUGAACAACAGCUCGAAUUUCCAAAUCAAACUUUAAAUUGUUCGGCUCGUUCUAGCUUUAAGAUAUUUGAAUGAUUUCAAUUGUUUAAUCUGUUAGAUUUGUUAUUUCAAGGAAAAAAAAUUUAUUUUCUGUUUGCAAUAAAUAUUUUCACUUAAUUUUUUUCUAAUGUCAAAACUAUUUGAUUAAAACAAACAAAUGGAGUUUCGUUUGAGCUGUUCGAAUAAUUCGAUUACACAAUUCGAAUCUUUUUAUAUGAGUCUUAAUACUAAAAUCUUGUAAGUAGAAAUGCAAGAUAAUAAGUAAUUAUAUUAUCAAUACAUAAUCAUUUUCGAGUUAUUUUCGAUUGUAUAAAUUUUAAUUGAAUAAAAAGUAAUCAGAAAUGAGAAUCUAAUACUAACAGUAAUAACAAUUUUUAUUACAUUUACAAAAGAUUUUGAUAAGUUAAUUAGUAAGAAAUUCAUCAUUUUAUUGUAAUUUAGAAUUGUUCGCAACAUAUUUUGUUAAAAUA
Messenger RNA from Wasmannia auropunctata (little fire ant), 4340 nucleotides. RefSeq names its product protein shuttle craft (gene stc). NCBI's taxonomy places the organism in Eukaryota, Metazoa, Arthropoda, Insecta, Hymenoptera, Formicidae. Gene Ontology annotation, molecular function: zinc ion binding; RNA polymerase II transcription regulatory region sequence-specific DNA binding; DNA-binding transcription factor activity, RNA polymerase II-specific. Gene Ontology annotation, cellular component: nucleus. Bases 38 to 3700 code for a protein of 1220 amino acids. Gene Ontology annotation, biological process: negative regulation of transcription by RNA polymerase II. The record is from RefSeq and is a predicted model, not a curated record. The transcript is spliced from 9 exons.